This is a messenger RNA of Sardina pilchardus (European sardine), 2443 nucleotides long. RefSeq names its product serine incorporator 2, like (gene serinc2l). NCBI's taxonomy places the organism in Eukaryota, Metazoa, Chordata, Actinopteri, Clupeiformes, Clupeidae. The coding region runs from base 98 to 1462 and encodes 454 amino acids. The transcript is spliced from 10 exons. Gene Ontology annotation, cellular component: membrane. The record is from RefSeq and is a predicted model, not a curated record.
AUGCUCUAUGCUCAUACAGGAACUGGCAUAGUGUCAAACAAGUCAUACAUCUGACAGUUGUUUCCAGAUUUAAGACUGUGGUCGAAUCCGUUAGAAUAUGGGGGCGUGUUUGGCGUUAUGUUCACUGGCCAGCUGUGCCUCGUGUCUGUGCGGCUCGGCGCCGUGCCUGCUGUGCGGGUGUUGCCCCUCCUCCAACAGCUCCACCAUCACCCGGCUGGUCUUCUCCUUCUUCCUGCUCCUGGGCACGCUGGUGUCCAUCAUCAUGAUCCUGCCGGGCAUGGAGACGGAGCUUCAGAAGAUUCCAGGCUUUUGUCAAGGAGGCACCUCUAUACCGGGUCUAGAAAAUCAGGUGAACUGUGACGUGAUUGUGGGCUACAAGUCAGUGUACCGGAUGUGCUUUGCGAUGGCUUGUUUUUUCUUCUUCUUCUCCAUACUCAUGAUCCGGGUGCGCAGCAGCAAAGACCCCCGUGCUGCCGUUCAGAAUGGAUUCUGGUUCUUCAAGUUUUUGAUCCUGGUCGGAAUCACUGUGGGGGCUUUCUUCAUCCCUGACGGAUUUUUCCACAAUGUGUGGUUCUACUUUGGCAUUGUGGGUUCGUUCAUGUUCAUUCUCAUCCAGCUGAUCCUGCUCAUAGACUUCGCUCACUCCUGGAACGAGAUCUGGGUGCGCAAUGCAGAGGAGGGUGGCAAGGGCUGGUAUGCAGGUCUUCUCAUCUUCACUGUGCUCCACUACGCACUGUCCUUUGCUGCCGUGGUCCUGUUCUAUGUGUACUACACCAAGUCAGACGACUGCACGGAGCACAAAGUCUUCAUCAGCCUCAACCUCAUCUUCAGCAUCGUCGUGUCCGUCAUCUCCAUCCUGCCCAAAGUUCAGGAGCGCUCCCCCCAGAGCGGGCUCCUCCAGUCCUCCAUGAUCACCCUGUACACCAUGUACGUCACCUGGUCGGCCAUGACCAACAACCCCAACCGUGACUGCAACCCUAGCCUGCUGAGCCUGGUGUCUAACGUGAGCACCACUGCACCCCUCCCCACUAGUGCUCCAGGACAGGUGCUGUGGUGGGACGCGCAGGGCAUCGUGGGACUGGUCAUCUUUCUCUUCUGCACACUCUACGCAAGCAUCCGCUCGUCGAGCAACGCUCAGGUGAAUAAGCUGAUGCAGACGGAGGAGGGCCAGGGCUCGGGCGGAGAGGGGGAGCUGGGCGAGGACGGCCUGAGGCGCGCCGUGGACAACGAGGAGGAGGCCGUCACCUACAACUACUCCUUCUUCCACUUCCACCUCUGGCUCGCCUCCCUCUACAUCAUGAUGACCCUCACCAACUGGUACAGUCCGGACACAGAGACCCAGGCGAUGCAUAGCAGCAUGCCGGCCGUGUGGGUGAAGAUCUGCUCCAGUUGGCUGGGCCUCGGCCUCUACCUGUGGACGCUCAUCGCCCCGGUGAUCCUCAGCAACCGCGACUUCAGCUGAGCAACACACACCUACUCACUCUGUGUGUGUGUCUGUGUGUGUGUGUGUGUGUGUGUGUUUGUGUGGAUGUCGAACUGUGACACCUCCUUUCUUACUUAAUAACCAUUGUUGUGGUAUUAACAGUCUAUGCCCAAAGCCAUCAACACGAAGGAUGUAAAAGGUUUAUUGUUUUUUUUUUCUCUCUCUCUCUCUCUCUCUCUCUCUGGCAUUCAUCCAGGAAGGAUGUGUCAGUAUGAGAUAUGAAGCAUUUCAUCCCCUGUUAUUGGAGUUGGUAUCAUAAGUAUUGGGUCCGGUCUAUUUUCUACCCCUGGAGAAUGUGUAGGCCCCUUGAGAACAUUGAGUGUUUCUAGCAGUCCUUCUCUGUUUUGAAUUUGGUGCACAGGUGCUGGAAAGUUUUUGUUUUACUGGUACAACAUUAUGAUCUCUUUUAUUGCCACUUUCAGAGGUGUUACUGAGCUUGCAAUUACCGUCUUCAUAGAUAACAGGAAGCUUUAGACACUGGUACUACUCAAUAGCCACGUUGCUACCCAAAUAUGCAUUCAACAACUGCUGCUGCUAGACCUAACUAACUACCUGAAGCAUUCUCUCUCUGUCUCUCUCUUUAUCUAUUCACCCCCCCCUUUCUCCCUCCCUCUCUCUCUCUCUCUCUCUCUCUCUCUCUCUCUCUCUCUCUCUCUCUCUCUCUCUCUCUCUCUCUCUCUCUCUCUCUCUUUGUGUGUGUGUGUGUGUGUGUGUGUGUGUGUGUGUGUGUGUGUGUGUGUGUGUGUGUGUGUGUGUGUGUGUGUGUGUGUGUGUGUGUGUGUGUCCAGAAAAGUCAUCUCUUUCAUUUCAUUCAUUUUUGUCCCAUGCAGCUCAUAGCAUUUCAAGCAUUUCAGUUCAGUUUCAAGCUCCCUCAGCACAUUUAUUGUCAGCUGGUCAUUUCAGCGCGAUGUGAACUACGCCGUGAUAGCACAUAGGAAAUCCCCUGGGCUGACCUUUGGG